GUGUUUUUCUUCUAAUUAGGUCCAUUUGCUUCAGUUUGGGAUGUGGUGAACUCGUAUGGAAACUAACUCGUAUGAACGGGAAAACUCGUAUGGAAAACGAACUUGUAUGUACAAAAUAACGGUGAACUCGUAUGAGGAUGUUUGGAUAUGCAGAUAUACUUUGAUAUUUCUCUUAAAUGUGUAUUUUGACAUUUGUUUUGUAUACAUGCUUCUUAUUUAUGUCACCAGCAGUCAACUAUUUGCGUGUCAACCGCAGUUUGUGCGUCAUCGGCAGUCACCUAUUUUCGUGUCACCUGUGGACACCUAUUUUCGUGUCAUGUUAUAUAUUUUGUGUUGCAUGUCCUAUGUGUCCAUUGUUGGCAAGAGUCGCAUUCCACGCCAUGAUGUCAUCUUGUUACUGGUCGGUGACAAACCACACAAGUUCCUGUAAAACGCAGGACACGGAGAGGGUGGAGACAGAUCAAAUAAUUAUGGAAAAUACGAUUCAAGACUUAUUUGUUCCAAAGCGUGGUCUCACAAUUGUGACUGCCGCGGUGUUUAUGGUGGAAGUAAUAAUGGGGUCCGGUGUUUUGGCCCUACCCAGUGGAGUCCGCGACGCAGGCUGGGUUGGUAUUGCGUUGAUUGUUCUCUGCUGCUUCCUCUCGAUGUACACAGGGGACAUCCUGGGCAAAUGCUGGUGUCUCGUGCAGGAACGCUACCCAGAAUUCCGGGGCCACGUCAGAUAUCCGUACCCGGCGAUGGGUCAGAUCACGUACGGCAAGCCCGGAAGGUUGUUGGUGUCCUUCUCCAUCAACUUCACUCUGUUCGGAGUGGCCGUGGUCUUCCUGUUACUGGCGUCACAGAACAUCCACGACCUCAUUAACUACCUAAACAAGGACAUCUCCUUGUGUUACUGGCUUAUCAUAGUUGCGGGGCUGUUGGCACUAAUGUGCUUGUUUGGAACGUCCGCUGACUUCCCAUUUGUGGGCAUUGGAGCGAUGGCGGCGAUGUCGAUCGCGAUUGUGAUGGUGUUCGUCAACAUCUUGCUGGACAAGCGAGACCAGAAUCACGUGACCCACUCCUUGCCUGAGGUCAACUCGUUUUUCAUGGCGUUGGGCACGAUCUGCUUCGCGUUUAGCGGGCACACCGUCUUCCCCACGUUCCAGGCAGACACGAGAGACCACAAGCAGUUUGGAAAAGCCAUGCUAUUAGCUUAUAUUGUUCUCGUGAUGUAUCUGCCGGUCGUCAUUGCUGCGUACGUCGUGUACGGCGACUCCAUCGACGCCAACAUCCUAGAGACUGUGUCGAGCGGCCCCAUGCUGUACACAGUGCAGAUCCUCUUCACUGUUCAACUGGUGCUUGGCUUCAUCAUUGUGCUCAACCCGUUCAGUCAGGAGGUCGAGGAGCUACUCAAAAUACCCAAAGAGUUUAACUGGAAACGGUGUGUCUCAAGAACUAUAACUGUAGGACUCGUCCUGUUCGUCGCAGAGUCCAUACCGCACUUUGGCGCCAUUUUGGCACUUGUUGGCGGCUCUACGAUCUCACUUCUAGGAUAUGUGUUUCCGUCAAUAUUCUACAUGAAGCUGUGCCGCAUGAAUGGAGAAUGGGAUACAGUGUGUAUUCCACUGCACACGAAGGUGGCCAACUAUGUCAUCGUGGUUGUGGGGCUGGUGGCUGGUGCCGCCGCUACAUACUCUGCUAUAUCGGGCCUGGCCAGUCCCGACGUCUUCUCCUUGCCGUAUUACAUGGACAUCUAGAAAGCAUAACCAGAUGACUUGAUGCAUAACAGUGUCUGGCCUAAACAGGGGCAGAGGCAGGUGGUUUCUUGUAUGGGUACAUCUUAAAAAAUAAAUAAAAAACACUAUUUAUUAUAUGUUUUAGAUAUUUGAAACAUCCUGGAAACAUAUAUAGGUUAUUACAAGUGGGUGUUUUAGUAUCGUCCAUAUCAGGAUUAUAUGACGAAUAGAGGCUUGCAUAAUACUUUAUUUGUAUUACUAAUGUAUGUGUAUGUGUAAUCGUAUGUGUUAGAAUUAAAAUUAAAGUUUGUUUUGUUAAACGACACCACUAGAGCGCACUGAUUUA
Gigantopelta aegis is the source of this 2061-nucleotide messenger RNA. RefSeq names its product amino acid transporter AVT1D-like. Bases 177 to 1736 code for a protein of 519 amino acids. The transcript is spliced from 9 exons. The record is from RefSeq and is a predicted model, not a curated record. Lineage: Eukaryota; Metazoa; Mollusca; Gastropoda; Neomphalida; Peltospiridae.